CCCGUGCAACUUGAACCACGAUCCUCUCUAUCUCUUCAGUUGUCGUUCGACACGCGUCGCGGUUCGUCUUCAAACCAUUUCCUUCGAAUUUUGCUAAUAAAGCAACGCGUAUGCUCCACUUGUCCUUUUAUCGAGUGCUAAUUCGUUUCACCUCGAAUUCAUUAUCGGGGCACAUUUAAUUGUCCAUUCUUUCGAAACUCGAUUCGUUCAUUUUCUCUUUCCUUUUUUUAAAUUUGCAGCCAUAGACUGGAUGUAUUUCUUCGAUAGUUUUAAUUAGACGUGUUUCCUUCCUUUAAUAUGCAAAUAUUAUUUGUGUAAUUUCGUUUUGUCUUUUGAAUGUGACAGUGUUAAUGGAUUGGUCAAGAAUUAUACUUAUGCGGGCCGUGAUAAGUGAAAUUAUACUAUGAAGUACUGUACCCGAUGCUAUUUAAGAUGUCUAAUGACACUGUGAACAUUUGACAAUAACAGGAUGAGUAUCGCGAAACUGAGAAUUAUUGGUAACCGAAAUUAGACAUGUGGAAUCGCAAAGUGUUCAUCAGGAUCAUCGAAGUGAUACUUUGUAUUGCCUGUGUGGUGGCACUUAGGGUGACUGAUGAUGAGAGUCGACGAGUGUUCCAUUACCUGAGAAGUCGCAGCAGAGAAUGGUCCCUCCUGAACAACGUCACAUGGGGUGCAAUAGGCGCCGCUCUUGCAACCGCUACUUGUGGUGGUUACAUAAUAAUCACGACGGGUCUUCUUAUUGCUGCUGCAACUGGAGAGUUUAAUGGGCGAAAAACGGAAAUAUUCUUCCUUGGACUUGGCGUGAUUCUCUUCGGCAUUGUCGGCGCUCUGUCUAUGGCGUCCAUCGAGAAUGUCCCUGAGAAUUUGAUAGACAAUGCUGCAGUUUUCGGAGCACUGUGCUUGCUGACAGCGUUGGUUUUCAUCGCUGAUUUGCUGAUGAGCACGCCGAAGAAGAAGGAGAAGCACGAUAUGAGGGAACUCUUGCCUGAUAAACGGGCCAAACGACAAAUAACGACUACUCUAAGCACCGAAAAAGAAUCAAAAUCCCCAAAUAUAAGCACACCUGUGGUGACCAAGAAAGAUGACAGUGGUAACGUAAACGAUGGUUUCGAAAAAGUAGGAGAACGACGUCAAAAGAGUUCAGCGCAAGAACAAUCAGAGGAUCCUCGAAAAUGGGAACAGGGUCGCUCUAAUCAGAAAGAUGCAUACAGCGACGAAGAAAACGAGAAUUUCAACCACAUUGACAGAGAACCGAAAGAGUACGCGCAGAAUUUCGAAAAUGGGAGGGCUCUCAGGGACUCGCAAAUGUAUCGAGACUCUGAGAUGCAAAAGGCUGCGAACAGGGACUCUUAUAAGAUGGAUCACAGAAUGGAGAUGCCUACCGUGAUGUACAAAGUUCAGGACAUUUAUCAGCGUCCAAUAGAUGAAAUCGAUACACCUCGAUUCCCGGUUGAAAUGAAUCGCAAGAACGAGACUAUAUUCGCAAAAAUUAUGAACCCUGGUGUAAAGAUUAUGAAGGUUGAGCGGGACGCGAAGGAAGCUUUCGAGGGUUACAGAUACUCUGACAUUAGUCAGUAUGACAACGUGCCAAUUAGGAUGAAGGGAACGUCGCCGAAAGUGCAUAAGAAGAACCGUGAUGUUUCUUUCAAUGUCCCACCUCCACCAAAGGGCUACGGGAAAGAAAUGGUGCAAAGAAAGGACGAAAUCGAGAUACUGGAAGAAUGUUUUACGUCCCUUCGAACAGCGAGCACAGGAACGCAGACACCCAAUAUACGAACACCUUCGUCACCCACCGAUCCUGGAUACGUCAGACACACUGCCAAUAAUUGGCCCCAGGAUACGAAACUGAAGACUCCUGGUUCGAGUCCGAAUCGCACGAGAAAUUAAUGUAUUACGAUGUAUUUUUGAUAAUUUCAUGUGUGCAAAUUGAGUCAUUAAUUACACUGUUUAGUAGAUUUUAAAGUUUUCUCAAAACUGUAAUAUCCAUCGGGUAACUCUUGUGAAGGUUACAUCCCUGAAUACGAAAUCGUAAACGAAAUUGAUCUAUCACGCUUAAUUUUUGAAAAAUAGGAGUUUUUUUUUAAAUCCUGGAAC
Eufriesea mexicana is the source of this 2094-nucleotide messenger RNA. RefSeq lists its product as uncharacterized. The record is from RefSeq and is a predicted model, not a curated record. The transcript is spliced from 6 exons. NCBI's taxonomy places the organism in Eukaryota, Metazoa, Arthropoda, Insecta, Hymenoptera, Apidae. Bases 514 to 1887 code for a protein of 457 amino acids.